Molecule: messenger RNA, 3421 nt
Organism: Gigantopelta aegis
Lineage: Eukaryota; Metazoa; Mollusca; Gastropoda; Neomphalida; Peltospiridae
Product: ester hydrolase C11orf54 homolog
Exons: 9
Coding region: 96-1067 (323 amino acids)
Cellular component (GO): nucleus
Molecular function (GO): zinc ion binding; hydrolase activity, acting on ester bonds
Source: RefSeq, a predicted model, not a curated record
GAGAGCGCUGUGUUCGUGAGAAAGCACAUGUUGUGCAGAUAGUGUAAAUUAAUCACGUGUGAUUUUGAUUAAUACACACAAAACAUAAUCAAACCAUGUCUUCAACGCAGCCCACGUUACCAGUGCAGAAAGCGCCCAUGCACGUGCCUCCCCUGGAAGAAGUUCUAAACGUCUUACAGGAUGGUUUAGAGAAGAAUUUCAGCAGCAUUUCAGUGUCAGUAGUAGACUGUCCUGACUUGACAAAGGAGCCAUUCUUCUUGUCUUCUCCAGGUAUAUGUGGUAAGGCUAGACUUGCCGAUAUUGGAGGCCCACCAUUUCUCCUUCCUCUUCCUCAAAAGGACAAGAAAUUCAACUUUAAACAAAUCUCUAAGCUUGUAGAUCUUCCCGAUGCAUUCAUGAUUGGAGCUGGUGCUGGGCCGCACCAUGUUGUUGGAGUUAACUGUGAGCUUGUUUGCAAUGUUCAUGUUCCAAAAGACAAGGAUAACGAUUUGACUAACCAGUCUUAUACAGUGAAGGUCGGCCAAAAGGAUCAAGGAUGUGUAAUGGAGAAAAUGACUUGUACAGACUUUUGUCUGAUGGGGAACUUUCUCUGUUCUGAAGGAAAGCCAGGGAAGGUUUUAGAAGUUAUUGCUAGUCAGAGAACAGGCCCGCUAAAUUUCAUGUCGUGUCUGCAGAAAACUCUAGCCAACUACUACAAAGAAAAGCCUGUUGCACUUGGUGGAACAUUCCUGGUAGAAAAGGGGAAAGCCCGACUUCACAUUAUGCCCGACUUCUCUGACGUUCCUCUGAAUUGUGAUGAUGAUGUGAACAACUGGCUCAAGUUCUAUGAAAUGGAUGCUCCCUUGGUGUGCGUUGGAGAACUGGUGUCAUAUGAUCCGGGUUUGCAACUCAGGAUGGAGCACUUCCAUUGCUUCAGCCAGCACGGCCAGGGUGGACACUAUCACUACGACACGACGCCGAAUGAAGUGAAAUACCGGGGCUACUUCUCUCUAGCAGAGACCAUCUAUCGCAUUGACGAACCCAAGGAAGGAAUCACAUUUGGUCGCGAUGACCAUGAUAUCAAAUAAUAAUAAUAAUAAUAAUAACAAUAAAUUCUUUAUUUAUAGAAGGUAGCUCAGUUAGUUCUAGACUAUUCUCCCCUGAGGCCUUCUUACUAAUUAUAAUAAUAAUAAUAAUAAUAAUGAUCAUAAUAAUAUAAAAAAAUUAAAUCCUAACAAAACCAUAUGGGUACAUUUGUAUGUACAAUAUAUACAACCAUCAAAGAUGUUAAAACAUAAUUAUGUAGUAGAGCAAUCAUGUUUCUACAAAGUGUUUGAAACAUUUUUAUUAUAUAUAUUUAAAGUAGUACAUUUUUAACAUCAUUAGGUAAACUCAUCCAGAUACCAACUCCAGAAAAUUGAAAGCUUUUCUUGUAGUGCUCUAUUUUUGGUGGGAGAGCUCAGUUCAUAAAUUGAUGACAUUGGAUUAAACAGAUUUUUGAUGUACUGAGGAGUAAGUCUAUUUACUGAAUCCAACUAAUGGUCUGAUUUUAAUGUACUAUAGCCAUAACGAAUAGACCAAGUGGGGGGGGGGGGGACACCCAUUAGCCAAUGGGCUUGCGUAGUUAGGGCUGAUAUUUACAUUUAGGUGAACAAGGCUGAAAAUGCUAAAAAGAAUUAAAUAAUUACGGAUAGUUUCUCUGGCACUAAUCUAUCUAGCUUUUGAAAUGGCACUUUUGUUUGCCAAAACUUAGCUCAAGUCACCAAAUUGUUAGCAGUAGUCAUUUCCAAAACAAAAUUAUACAACAAUUGUCAAGACAUUAACUUCAUUAAUAUUAUAAAUAUGUUAGCACCUUGUAGGUCCUUUGACAGAUCUUCGUUCACUUUGGUAAGAGACUGAGGCCUAAUUCACAAAGCUCUCUUAGGCUCUGCUAGACAACAAAGUAUCCUCUUUGCAAGUGUUUUAGCAUUGCACAGCGAGAUCGCAAAGUUGUGAGAGUUUAGUGAAUUAGGCCCCUGGACAUCAACUCAUGCUGCUAAGUUACCCCGUACUGGUGUUCAGUUCUCGGAUGGAUUCAUUUUAGCAAACCCAGAAAAUACUAAUUAUUACUUACAUUAAUUAUCAGUUACUUAAUACUAUUGAGUAUUCAAUUGUUUUUUCUUAACUUUAUUACAAUUCAAACUUAAUGUAUACUUUGGAAUGUUUCCAAAUGAACACAGAAUAUGACAAAACACUACAAAAUGUACCAGGAAGGGAGAAGUCCUUUCUACAUUUUUAACCCUAGAUUGGUGCUUGGAUUUUUCUGUGCUGAUGCAUGUUACUGAUGAUCAGUGUUUAUUAGAUAAUUGUUGUGCCAUAUAUACUUUUUAUAUACAUGGUUUGUUUGAUAUAUUGUUUAACUAUGUUAGCAGAAAUUUUAUUUGUUAUUCCUGUUAUUGUGUGAUUAUCUACACAGGGUUUCUGCAAGAGGGUAAAAUGGGUAUGGCGCCAUACACAAAUUGUUUUGCAGAUUUUAUAUUUUUCAGUUGACCUUUUGAUAAAAUUAAUGACACUUAUCAUUACCAUAUGAUUUUCUUAACCCUAACCCUAAACCUUGAACAUAUUCUUUCCAGGGGAGGCCCCCCAUACCCAUGUCAACAUUAUAAAUAUUCAAUUGCUUAGUGCCAUACCCCCCAAUUUUUUUUUGGCAGAAACACUGCUUCAGAAAGGUUUUAUAUGAUGUGAAAAUCAUCUUUGAAGAUUAGAGUAAGUAAGUUAAAAAGAACAUAUCAUUUGUAUACUUCAAUCGACUGUUCUUGUAAAAAAAAUAUAAUCAUUCUGUUCUUGUUAUUCAGUAUUGAUGAAUUAUGUGUAAAAUUUCAUUUUGUACUGUGCCAAGAUCAUGCACUGAAUUUUGAAACUGAUUCUAAAUAAUUGUUCUCAUUAUCAUGUAUUAUGUAUGAUAUAUGAGAUACGGGUUUAUGAGGAAAUUAAUGAUCUAUGAUUUAGACUGUUGUCAUCAGUCAGAGUAAUUAGAACUUAAUAUCCAUUUUACUUUUUGUCUCAUGGAGUCUGUGGAAUGGUGGGAAAAAGCAGUGUGUUUCCUCUCUAAGACUGUAUGUCAGAAUUACCAAAUGUUUUACAUCCAAUAACCGAUGAUUAAUAAAUUAAUGUGCUCUAGUGUUGUUAAAAAAAGAAAAGAAAAAAAAGAUGCAGACUUUUUCAAAUUAAGACUUUUUCUCGGGAAAGGUGCAAUGCAGGCUGUCCAGCGAUCAUACCGGUAUUUUUUUCUACUUUAUGGACUUUGUGCUAUUUUCAAUAUGGUUUCUUGAAAAUACCUAGUUUUUCCUACUUUUUUGUUUCAAAAUGCAGAUAUGUGCUGUUAAAGUGUACAUAUACAUAUAGCUUGUGUCAUUUUAAAGGCAUAUAAUUGUCACAGACCACUGACCUAUUUAAUGGUCUA